AUGGACGCACGAAAUAAGGACUGUAGACAAGCUCACUCGCUAAGUAUAGUUCAAUGGAACGCCCGCAGUAUUAAACCUAAAUUAAAUGAACUUGUACAUAAUUCUAGAAAUGUUGAUAUUUUUCUUAUUUCAGAGACCUGGCUCAAGAAGAAGGAUAUCAUAUAUGCUAAGGGGUUUGACGUUGUAAGGAGUGACCGUGCUCGUGGUAAUGAAGGAGGUGUAAUGAUUAUGGUAAGAAGUACUUUGAGAUACUCUGUGGUUCGGGAUUUGUUUGAUUGCAAUGGUGCUGAAUCUACGGUUGAUUUAACGUUUGUCGACUAUAACUCAGCUUUGCUUUUCGAGUGGAAAAUAGGUUCGGAUUAUUGGGGAAGUGAUCACAUUCCUAUUUUUAUUAGAUGUGACGGCCGAGUCCAGUCCGGUUGUGAACGCAGAAAAUCUAACAGGUUAUAUAAUUCGGCGGUAGAUUGGUCAAUAUAUAAGUCUUGCAUAAGUGAGAAAAUUCCUGACCUGGUUGAGUUAAUGUCUUCAGAGAAUGACAUCCAAACAAAGUACUCUUCCUUUACUGCCACUUUGGCGAGUAGUAUUCAGCAAGCUUGUCCCUCUGCCACUAGAAAACUUGAUGGAAAACCCCACCAGUCUAAGUCUAAAUCCAAAGCUCCUCCGUCAGCAUGGUGGAAUGGGGAAUGCGAUAGGUUAGUAAGGUUGCGUAAGGCGGCAUUACUUAAGUUUAAAGCUAAUAGAUCGUGUGACAACUUCAUCGCGUACAAAAAAGCCCAGGCUGAAGCUCUGGUUGGUUUGAGACGGAUCAAGAAAGAAAGUUUCAAGAACUUUUGUGCUAGCCUGUCUAAAAAUACCAAUCCUAAGUUCCUUUGGAACACUAUUAAGGGUUUCCAAAACAGAUGGAAUUAUAGAGAGAAUGCCAACGAGUAUGAUAAGAAUAAAAUUAGUGCAGUGAAGGUUAUGAUCGAAGAACUCUGUCCGCCUUGGGUACCAAAUCACAGACCUUGUCUCAAUUAUGAUACUGCAGAUCCUUUCCUCGACUUAGCUUUCAUACGCGAUGAACUACAGUUCGCGCUGUCCGAGCUAAAACUAAAGAAUAAUAGAAGGACAGAGCCUCUCAGGUGGAAUAUUGUUGUUAAGGGAUCACCAAUCAGUAACUCGGAGGUAGUUCGGUUUCUUGGCAUGGAUCUUCAAGCCCAUUUAAGCUGGAAACACCACAUAGAAAACGUUGAUAAAAAAUGCCGGAAUGCCUUGAAGACAAUUAACUGUUUAAGGCGUACUUGGUGGGGAGCAGACCCCAUGCUUCUUAUUAGGGUUUAUAGAGCUUUAAUUCAUUCCAGACUGGAGUAUGGUGGACUAGUGUUGUUUAAUUUGACUAAAACCGAGAAAGCUAAGUUGGACAGGAUUCAAUUCAGAAGCCUCAGGGCAGCGUUAGGCUAUUCUUCAUCCACCCCAUGUAAUGUAAUCUUAGCUGAGGCCAAGGAACCUCCCCUCAAUAUAAGAUUCCGGUACUUGACGUUCAACUUCUUGGCUAGAGCCUCUUCCAGAGAAGAUCACAGGAUUUUACAAAUCCUUCAAGAAAUAAUGAACUUGGAGGAUAACCCCACAAUAAUCAAUAGAGAUGGCCCGGUGAACUUAGUUGAAUGUUUCCGAGCAAUUGAACUACAUAGGCACCUCAUCAGGUCGUCAAGUAGUCCCUUAUGUUACAGUGUCGGGUUUGAGGCAAUUUGGUAUCAUCCACAAGUUUCCUUCGCGGAGGGCGAAGAGAUUAGUAGUUCCAUGAGGUGUCAGGAGCUCUUCUGUGACAUCUUCGAGGAGUAUUUAGGUGGCUGGACAUGUAUUUUCACGGAUGGGUCCAAAACGGAAAACGCUCCAUUCGGAGGCUUCGCGGUGGUUCUGCCAUUAGAAUCGAUAGAAAUAGAGUUUAGAGCUCCCAAACACGCAUCAAUCUUCACUCUCGAAGCGUUGGCUAUUUAUGAAUCUCUUAAAUUAAUUGAGGAAUCCCCGUUUAGAUGCUUUGCCAUUUUUUCAGACUCUAAAAGCGUUUUACAGGCACUAGUGUCAGACAAGGCCUUGGGCAAGAAAUCGUACUUGAUACUUGUAAUUAAAGAACUUUCAAGAAAAUUGAGCUUGAGGGGUAAAAGAAUCAAACUCUUCUGGAUUCCCGCGCACUGCGACAUUAGUGGUAACGAGGCAGCAGACAGGGUUGAUAAAAAGGCCAUUUACUCAGGGAAAGACACCAAUCUUCAUCUCCCCGCGAGUGACUUCAAAAAGAUGGGAAAAGACCUUAUGUGGUCGGAGUUUCACAAAUGGUUUAUGUUUACUAAUACAGAUAAGGGAAAUUACUACAGAAAUUUCUACUAUACUAAUAACUCCAAGCCCUGGUUCAGUAAGUUUAAACUAAAUAGACGCUCAGUGGUCUCCAUUAACAGACUACGAAGUGGUCAUCACUCGCUUAAUUCCUGCUUAGCCAAAUAUAAGAUUGUACAGUCGCCUGCUUGUGCCUGUGGAGCACCAGAAGAAACCCCGAACCACAUUCUAUUUCAGUGUCCCCUAUACGAAUCUCAAAGAGCUGGUUUUAUUAAAGCAUUAAGUAUUAAUAUAGGUCAAGGCCCUUACAAUGUUGAAUCUCUUUUAAGCAGCUUGAGUCAGGGAAUUAUUAAUUGCCUAAGUACAUUUUUAUCAUCUAUUAAGAAAUUUAUUUAA
Molecule: messenger RNA, 2706 nt
Organism: Cotesia congregata
Lineage: Eukaryota; Metazoa; Arthropoda; Insecta; Hymenoptera; Braconidae
Source: the annotation of a GenBank genome assembly